Drosophila kikkawai is the source of this 2039-nucleotide messenger RNA. RefSeq names its product phosphatidylinositol glycan anchor biosynthesis class S. The record is from RefSeq and is a predicted model, not a curated record. Gene Ontology annotation, biological process: regulation of translational termination; peptidyl-proline hydroxylation; attachment of GPI anchor to protein. Gene Ontology annotation, molecular function: iron ion binding; peptidyl-proline dioxygenase activity; L-ascorbic acid binding. NCBI's taxonomy places the organism in Eukaryota, Metazoa, Arthropoda, Insecta, Diptera, Drosophilidae. Gene Ontology annotation, cellular component: GPI-anchor transamidase complex; cytoplasm.
UCUAUCGGGCAAGUAGCUAAAUUGGCAGCGCUGUGCACAAACCGAAAUUAUUAUUUUUCUGGCUAAAGUUUUCACGUUUUUCCCAAAAAUUCAACCACCCCAGAAGCAUGGAAACGGCAAGCACCAGUCCGUUUAAGCUCAGACACAAAGACAAGGCCGAAGAUAGAUACCGAAUCGGGGCCACAGUUGCUUUCAUUGUGGUCAUCAUUGGCAUUGGCGUACCGAUGUGGUGGCACACCACAACCGUCUACAGAGUCGAUUUGCCCUCUUCGGACAUUUUAAGCCUUAGCGAGAGGCCCAUCAAAACGGCUGUGCAGGUGGCCAUCUUCACCCAGCAGCCCAGUCGUGGCCAGUUGCUCAUCAGCGAACUGCAGAGUGCCUUCAGCGACAGUGAAAUAUGGGCUGUGGAAUUCAAGCAACUAUCACCGACGGAAAGGACAGUCCAGGAGGCUCAUACGCCCGCGGCUUUGGAGAAGUUGCUGCUGAAGGAAUACCCCCAGAGCAUGGGCGACUUUAUGUUCAUCGAGUGGCCCAAACUGCAGGAGGAGCUGCUGCUCACCACCGAACGUUCGGCCCUGAUGCGAAGUGAUACAUCCUCCAACAAGAUUGCCCAGCUGUUGCAUGCCAAGAUCCUGCAGACAUAUCGCAUCAAUCAGAUUUUGAGUACGGACGACAGGAUGGGUAUCAAGUCGGAGGCCCCGCAGCCCACCUAUGAGGUGAUUGUCUCCGUUCUGAACCCCAAGCCCCGGCUGACCCAUGCCCAGUGGAACAUUGCCUUGGCUGUGAAGACGUACAUUGAGCCUUGGCUGGCACAGGUGUCGGGCGUGUCCAACUAUACAGUGCGCACGCAAUGGAAAUACCGCGUGGCCAUUGAGGCUGAGGUUAAGCAGGUGCGCGACCAAAGCCGCCUAGGACGCCACUACGCUCUGCAGGAAUCCGCCCUGCCCCAUCUGCUCACCUCGAUUGCCCAGAACCUGAGUGCCAGCACCACAGACAAGCCGGCCAUCAAUCUGGUGGUGUACAUACCACCCUGCCACACAGCUCCUCUGCACAUCUACAACAGCAAGGAUCAACUGUUGACGCGGAACGGUGUGGAUGCAUUUAUAUCGCCGCCGUGGGGAGGCUUCAUCAUUGCCAAUCCGCCCGAGCGUGUUUGCCUGGCCGCCAUCAACGAUGAGCCGCCGGUGCCGUAUCAUGUCAGCACCACGGACAACAUGCAGGUGAUGCUGGAUCAGCUGCACAAGUUGCUCGACAUUAGCAGCGAGCUGCACAUUGAUGGGGUCAAGGUGGUGGACAUCGAACAGUUGGAGCCCCGUCGCUGGGAGUACGAGGCGUAUCUAAGGCGCAGUGCUAUUCGUCACAUUUCCACGGCCAGCAGCACGCUGCAGAGCCUCAUCAAGCUUUUGGAUCAAAUCAGCUACAUUGUGAUAGACGACGAGGUGGGCGCCGCCAUAACGAAUUCCUACACCGACAUUUUGGCCGCCAAGGCCGCCCUCUUGGAGCACCGCUUAGGCGAUGCCUCGGCUUUGGCCAAGCGCGCCUUUGUGGCCUCGGAGCGGGGUUUCUUCGAUGCCAGCCUGCUGGCCCAGCUGUACUUCCCCGACGAGCAGAAGUACGCCAUUUACAUUCCGCUCUUCCUGCCCAUUAUGGUGCCCGUGCUGAGUUCCUUCAACAUGCUGCGCGGCGUGCUGCAGGCCAGGCGGAAACAAAAAAGUGCAUAAGCGAUUUAGCCAAAACCAAAUAAUAGCUUUUGUCAUUAAAAAUAUUUUUUUUCAAUAAGCUGUCAUCAUUGCGGCUUAUUCGGUUUUAUGUAGUACAUAUCAUCGUCAAGGCCUCGGGGUUGGGUGGUUUUGCUUAUGCUACUGUAGUUAUCCAGCAUGUUUAGACUGUAAAUGGCCGCACAGAGAAUAUAGGUGAUAAUAAUCCUCGGAAGCAUUCUUGACAAUGCAACGGUCAAGGAAACUCAAAAACUUAAACUUUCAAACAAUUAAAUUUUGACCUGUCACAGGGGAAGUACAUAUGAACAUACAUACUUGAAA